This is a messenger RNA of Brassicogethes aeneus, 2052 nucleotides long. Lineage: Eukaryota; Metazoa; Arthropoda; Insecta; Coleoptera; Nitidulidae. The record is from the annotation of a GenBank genome assembly.
GUAGACGGCUAUAGAUAGACGAGGAACAUUUGCUUUUGAAACUGGAAAGUAUACAGACGCGUAUAGAGAAAUUAUACCGAUCGAACCAAAGUUGACUUUUUAUAUAAUUUUUUUAGUUUUGCAACCUAUUUUGAAAAUCUAUGCCAAGUGCGUGAUUUUUGCGAUUGUAAUUUAAAAAAAGAACUACCUAUUUAGAAAACUUUAUUGAUUUAAUAAUAAACAUAGUAAGGGAAGGAGUGUUAAGUGUUAAGUUUUGUGUUUUUUAAAGUGAAAAGAUGUCGUUAAUUACUACCAAAAAGAUGACCGGAGACAGCGUUGAUAUGAAGGAAUUGGCCGCUAGAAUUUGUCGUGAUUACUUACAUGGAGCUUGGAAGUCCGUCACAGCCCAAACAAUUGGAUUUAAACACAUUAGUGGUGGUCUAUCCAACUUGCUGUACCACAUAUCUCUACCGGAACACGUAAUAGAACAAGGGAAAUGCAAGAGCGAACCCAAAGAAGUCCUAAUAAGAGUAUACGGUCAAACCCACGGUGAAAAGGAGAAGGCUCUGGAAGCACUGAUAACGGACAGCGUAAUUUUCACGCUUCUUUCCGAACGUGGCCUUGGACCUAAACUGCACGGGAUCUUCCCAGGAGGAAGAAUAGAACAGUACAUCAACGCAAGACCUCUCAAGACCAAAGAGCUAGCAGACGAAAAACUAUCAACGCAAAUCGCCCAAAAAAUGGCCACUAUUCAUUCGAUGGAGGUGCCUCUGCAUAAAUCGCCAAGAUGGCUGUGGGACACCAUCAACCGUUGGUUAAAAAUCUGCGACACAAAACUAACAGAGUUGCCGGAUUUCGUGCAAGACGUUGUCAAGUCUACCAACCUUCAGGAAGAAGCCGUAUGGCUGAAACAAAGACUGGAAGCCGAAAAAUCGCCCGUAUUGUUCUGUCACAACGACAUGCAAGAAGGAAAUAUUUUGAUGAGCCAGGAUUCCGAUAAAGAAAACAAUAACGAACCCAAUAUUGUUAUUAUAGACUUCGAAUAUUGCUCGUACAACUACAGGUCGUUCGACAUUGCCAACCAUUUCGUGGAAUGGAUCUACGACUACACCAAAUCCGAAUAUCCUUGCUACACGGAAAAUUCUGAAAACUACCCCUCAGAAAAACAAAGGCUAAGGUUCAUCAAGACGUACCUAAACGAGAGGGGGUGCAAAGACAGCCCCAAAAAAGUCCUCAGAGAGGUUGAAGUUUUCACUUUGGCAUCCCACUUCUUCUGGACUCUUUGGGCCUUUAUCAAUGUCAAUACCUCGCAAAUUCCAUUUGGAUAUAGCGAAUAUGGGGUAAGCAGGUUCACCAACUACCUCCAAUUAAAACAAAAACUUACAAACCAACAAGUAAAGAGAAAAGUCGAUACACUGGGAUGAGAUUUUUACUAAAAAAAAACUUAAAAAACAUGACUGUGACCUAACGGCGGCAAAUGUGAUAUUAGCUAACAUUAAGAUAUUACCAAAAUACGGGAUUUUUCACUAAUAGUAGAACUGUCAAAAGUGACAUCUGUCAAAAUAUCGUGACGUAACAAUAUGGCGCACUUUUAUUAUUUAUUGAAAAAACCUUGUAUAAUGUAUAUUGAAGGUUAGUUAACUUAAAAUGACUUGUUAUCAUCCAGUUUGUACAAAAAACAACAGGAUGCCUUUUUGGAUACAUUCCCUAAAAACAAAAAUCUCGACUAUUUAAAUCACCCUGUAUAUCAAAAUCACACAAAGCUACCAAAAAUCAGUAUUUUACAACUUGAAAUCGACUUUAAAAAAUCUCUUAUAAUAAUAUAAUAAAAACCAAUGUUAAAUAUUAAUUUAUUAGAAUUUUAUAACUUUUAUGUUUACCUCUUUAUUAAUAUUAAUGUACUUAAAUUUGAGACUGAUUUUUAUAAGUCAAAAAAUUUAUUUGCAUUCCUUAAACCCCGUUAAUUUAAGUUAUUUUAUUAUUAUUUUACUUGUAAAUAAAUGUAUGUAAUAUUUUUAAUUAGUUGUUAAGUGUAUAUAUUUAUUAUUUUUAGGAUAAAUUAAUAAAGUUAAU